Molecule: messenger RNA, 4176 nt
Organism: Gossypium arboreum
Lineage: Eukaryota; Viridiplantae; Streptophyta; Magnoliopsida; Malvales; Malvaceae
Product: U-box domain-containing protein 15-like
Exons: 2
Coding region: 342-1934 (530 amino acids)
Biological process (GO): cell surface receptor signaling pathway; protein ubiquitination
Molecular function (GO): protein binding; ubiquitin-protein transferase activity
Source: RefSeq, a predicted model, not a curated record
GCUGUCUCUGACAUUUUCCUAGUAUCUUCCAUUACGGCAUUUGUAUAUAUAAAGCUCCAAUCACCAUCUUCUAUUAAUGUUAAUUGAAAUUGUCAAUGGUCUUAAAUUCCACUGUCUCUUUUUUCUUUUUCAAACUUUCUCGGCAACCAAACAGCUUCAAGGGGUAUUGACAACAAGCUCUGGUUAGCACCUUUUCUUUUCUUUUUCUUCUUUAGUUGGAAUCAGUGUCACAACUGAAGUAAAAAAACCCUUUUCUCCAUUUUCGGGUUCGAAAUUUACGGGGUCUGCUACAUAUGCCAAGCUUAGAGACAAGAAUUUGAUUUCUUACGAGCUUGUUUUGAAUGUCUACCAUGGACUUCAAUAUCGGGAUUGAAGAUGUUGGUGUAGCGAUAUUACAAGAGCUUUGGAACAGGGUAGCACUUCAAGCGGUAGAGCUGGCUAAAGAAACAAGAGAUGUCAUGAUCGAGAAGGGUAGUUUUCGAGAGUUUUCGAGGAGUAUAACGGAGCUGGAUGUGCUUUUGAAGGCGUUGAAUGUUCGAACAAUUGAGGCUGCGAUGGGUACGGAGUCUACGAAAGUGGCGUUGGAGAAGUUGAAUGAUAAACUACGGAGAGCUCGUAAGAUCAUUAAGAAUUAUAAGGCCGGAAGUCGUCUUCGGUUCUUGCUUCACUCACAUUCGGUGCUCACGGAGAUGUCUUGUUUGGCCAAAGAUAUUGCUACUACUAUUUCAUCAUUUCAGUUGAGUAAUCUCGAUAUGGCACUGAACUUGAAGAGUAUGAAUGAUGAGGUUAUCGAGAAACUGAACUCAAUGGAGUUCAGUAUGGCGGCUGCGACCGAAAAGAUUGCUUUGGAGAUAGAGAAUUCGGUGUCCCAAAGUAGUAGAAACCGAGAGAAUGCUGUAAAGCUUCUGGAGAAGAUCGCGGAAGCUGUUGGUGCCGAUGCGAAUGCGUCAUUGGUACAAACAGAAUUGGCACUUUUGAAACAGGAAAGGGAAGAGAUGGAAGUUCAAAAGAAACAAGCCGAGGCACUUCAGCUUUCGCAGUUGAUGCAAUUGUUGUAUAGCACCGAAAUUGUUCCGAGUCCACGAAAUGAGGAGGCCUCAACAUAUCAUAAGCAAUACCCUAUUGGUUCCUUCAUAUGCCCCUUGUGCAAGGAGAUGAUGGUUGAUCCAGUUGCAGUUUUUUGUGGCCAUAGCUUCGAAAGGAACGCGAUUCAGGAAUACUUAGAGAGUGGAAAAAAAAAUUGCCCGACUUGCAAAGAAGAGCUUCAAAGUUUGGAGUUAACUCCAAAUGUUAACCUCCGGAGCUCGAUCGAAGAGUGGAAGAAAAAUGAUAUGGACUGGAGAUUCCAAGCAGCAGUUUCCGGAAUCAAUUCCGAUGACCAUAUUAGGAAAAACCAAGCCUUGGACGAUAUGCAGGUUCUGGUGGAAAUCUCUCAAUAUGCAGUGAGAGCUGCAGAGGAGGGGCUUAUCCCGAAGUUCGUCGAGUCAUUAAAAGACACCACACUCAACACCAUGGCAGCAGUGAAAUGCCUUUAUUGCUUAGCUAAAUAUUGUGGUGACCAUAAGCGAGAAAUCAUUGAAGUGGGAGCUGUUCGCCGAAUUGUGAAGCGGAUCUAUAACGGUGAAACAGAACCGAACACGAUUGCCAUCUUGUUGGAACUGUCUAAAACUGAAGCUCUCGUAGAGAAAAUAGGGAAUACCAAAGAUUGUAUUCCCCUCCUGGUUUAUUUGGUCAGUAACCCCAACCCAGAAAUCGCCUUGAAAGCUCAAGACGUAUUGCGGAAUCUUUCAUCCAACACACACUUUGUUGUGAAGAUGGCCGAAUCCGGGUUCUUUCAGUCAUUUGUUGCUCGAUUCAACCAAGGUGAAAACAAUGAAUCUAAUGUAGACAAAAGUUGGGAAAAUUACCAUGGAGGCCCUAAUAGUAGGAGUUAGAUUGUAUUUUGCCUUCCCUACUCAAAAAAAUAGGCAAAGUAGUACCUUUAAGUUAGAUGAAUGAGCAAAUUAGUCAUUUCUAUUAAAAAUUUCAUUCAUUUGCACGGUAAAAAUUGAUUCCUGUACGUUAGCAUGAGGUAUAUGUAGCAUACCAUGUACAGGGACCAAUUCGCUCUUUGAUCUAACUACAAGGACUAAUUUGACCAUUUUUUGAGUGGAUGGGGAAAAAUGCAAUUCAACUCCCAAUAUUAAGGCCUCCAUGGUACUUUCCCCGACAAAAGUUCAUUUGUACUGUUAAAAACUGGUCCCUGUACAUUAGCAUGAGGUGCAUGUGGCAUGCCAUGUACAAGGACCAAUUUACUCUUUGAUCUAACUACAAAGACUAAUUUGACCUGUUUUUAGUGGAGAGGGCAAAAUGUAAUUUGACUUCAAGUACAGAGACCUCCAUAGUACUUUCACUGACAAAAGUUAUAGUGUGGUAUAUUUAUCAAACGAACUUAUUCAUUUGAAAGCCCUAUUCUUGCAGCGGUCGGACACCAAGAGACUCGAGCAUUGAUGGCGUCAGCGUUGAUAGAGAUGCAACUCAAAGAAAACAGCAUAAAUGACUUGAAAGACAAACAAUUUGUUCACAAUCUAGUUCACAUGCUAGCCACUAACGCCCCGGCAUGUAAAUCUGCUUGCAUCAAAUGUGUCAAGAAGCUCAUACAAUAUCCAAAGAUGGUAAAGCGGUUCCUAUCGGACCCAGCGACAAUACCGCUCGUGCUUAACAUCAUCUCAUUCAGGUCAGAUCCUAUCCUUAAACAAGAAGCUGCCGAGAUUCUAGCUCUGCUGGUACAAGCUUGUAAGCAACCGCAAUUUCAGAUAUAUCAGGGGCUGCAGGAGCUGCAAUCCGAGCACAGUGUCGGUCUCUUUUUGCAGCUCGUAGAAAAAUCUGAGCCUCAAUUCAAAGUUCAGUUCUUACACCUGCUGAUUGAGCUUAGCAAUAAGUCAAAGACGGCUCAAAAUCUUAUUCGGGAUAAUGUGGAUGCUGUCACUCACCUUUUCUCUUGCCUCGAUAGCGACCAACCUUUAGUUCGGAGAUGGACGAUGAAGCUAAUAUAUUGUGUGUCAGAAGGCGACAGGGUUCCACUCCCACCAUCUCCGGGAAAAGAAACUGCCAUCAACAACUUAGCAUCUAUCCUCAUUUGCUCACCAGAUUUCGAAGAGAGGUCCAUUGCUGCAGGGAUUAUUAGCCAACUUCCGAAAGAUGAUAUAGAUGUUGAUGAAAUACUCUGUAAGACAGAAACAUUGAAAGCCAUUCACGAAGUGAUUUGCAGUUCGGAUGGAGAAUUCGGUGGGAUCGGAGCACAUAAUAAUCAGGACAAGUCUCUACUUGAAAAUGCUCUAGCAGCACUAUUACGCUUCACGGGAUCCUCAAAGCCUGAACUUCAGAAGCAAGUGGGAAAGCUUGAAUUAUAUCCAGCUUUAGUUCGAGUACUUUCUACAGGCAACUCAUUGGCCAAGCAGCGAACAGCCACUGCUCUCGAACACCUAUCCAGGUCCACCAGCUCGUUGGUCUCCGAAGCAAGCAUCAGAGUAAGACAUAAGGACUCGAGGUCACUGUUUAACACAAUAAAUCUCUUCCCUAAUAUGUCUUGGUGCUGCUCGGCUUCAGCAGAAAACAAAAUUUCAUGCCCUGUCCAUGGCAUUGCAUGUUCGCAGAGACAUACAUUCUGCCUUGUCAAGGCCGAUGCCGUAAAGCCCCUACUGCAAACGUUAAGUGAUACAAACUCGGGUGUUGCGGAGGCUUCCUUAAAGGCACUCGAAACAUUGCUAGAAGAUCACAGUACCUUGUCACAUGCAACCGCUGCCAUCGUGGAGAGUCAAGGUGUCGAGGCAAUUCUGCAGGUCUUAGAGAAGGGAACCUUAUCUGCCAAAACAAUAGCAUUGGACUUAUUCCACAAGAUCGUAAACCACUCGCGAAUUAGCGGACCAUCAUUCCAAAGGUCCGAGGGAAUCCUCAUCCAACUGCUUCACGAGGAUGCAAUUCGGAAGAAAGUAGCUCUAGUGCUUAAGCAAAUGAAAGUUCUCCCUGAACAAUCCUCGUAUUUCUGAAUCAUUUUGUUUAGUGUAAAUAAAAAGAGCAUGAUAAACAACAUGAUUUUGAAUGUAGUCUAUUUAUCCGGAACUUGUACAGGGUCAUACUCGAUUCUUACCCGAACACAACUUGAAACUAAAGCAUAUUCAUUUUUGAGCUAGAUAA